GUGCAAUUACAUUCUGUUUUCACUGAUUUAAUAACACAUUUUUCCUAUAUAUGCACUCAUACAGUGAGCCGUAGAAACAAAGGUGAAACCUGUAAAUCACGGAGCCAAUCAGCGACCUGCAAUUUGUUUAGGGCUAUUAAAACUCAAGGCGGUCUUUUCUGUCUUUCCCUCAGUAUGUUCGGAUCUGUUUCUCCGCCGUUGUGGGAUUAUUAUCACGCAUCGACAGGAUCUGAAUGAAGGCUACUUUUGCAAAUGAAGUCUUGGGUUUACAUGUUUAGAUAGCAGUUCCUCACAAAGCCGUCUGUACAGACAUCGCAAUAACGUGUAAGAGGUUUGGGUACCAUAUGAGAACAGUGGAGCUGAUCACUCAAGUUGUACUGCGGAGUACACCAAGGGUCACUUUACAAUGCCAGUACUACCAAGUCAGGAGAUUGCCACCAGAUUCAAGGAGAAAUGGAUGAAGCUUCACCCAGAAGACCAAGACAAUGAGAAUGGUUCAGUGCACCUGGAUGACAGUCUCACCAGCCUCCAAUGGCUCCAGGACUUCACCAUAGUCAGUGCGAGUCUAGAAAGCCUACUGGGCUCCACUUGCCAGCCGUACCAGCUGCCUCAGCCCAGCCACCUGCACCCUCAGGGCUCCGACUCCCCCUCCAGUCCACCUGCUGGGGACACUGCAGCCUCCGGCAUGCCUCAGAGUGCAGGCAGCCCCAUCACCUCCAGUGCCUCAGCCAACAGGACUAGUUACUACUCACUUCACCCGACAGUGACCAACCACCACCAGAUCACUGUGCCAGCCAAGUCCCUGGAGGAGGUAGACUUCAAGACCAACCACGAGGUGAAGCCUCCCUACUCCUACGCCACACUGAUCUGCAUGGCCAUGCAGGCCGGCAAGAAGAACAAGAUCACACUGUCUGCUAUCUAUAACUGGAUCACAGAGAACUUCUGCUACUACAGACACGCUGAGACCAGCUGGCAGAACUCUAUCCGUCAUAACCUGUCACUCAACAAGUGCUUCAUGAAGGUUCCCAGGCAGAAGAAUGAACCAGGAAAAGGGGGAUUCUGGCAGAUUGACCCUCAGUACGCGGACAUGUUUGUCAAUGGAGUCUUCAAGCGCAGGCGGAUGUCAGCCAUCCAUUUCAACACCCAGAGACACAGCAAAACCCAAGGAUCAUCCCGUAACCGGAAAACCCAGGAGUACCACCAGCAUUUCUCCCAGGCCCACUACACAGUGUCCCACAGAGGAGCAGGUGCUGGGAACAGAUGCAAACUUGGUGGCACAAAGUGGGAGACCGUCCAUAAGUCACCACUGUUGACACCGGAUCUCAUGGAACCAGAGGCACUGAAGGGUGAACUAGACUGGGCCAUGGUGUUUGACGAUGUUCUGAAUGGGAGCAGCAAUAACUUUGAGGAUCAAGACAUUAACUUAGCUCUGAACUCCCUGGGCUGUAAGGUGGAGCUCUCCCAGCAGGAUCUAGACAUUAACUUAGCUCUGAACUCCCUGGGCUGUAAGGUGGAGCUCUCCCAGCAGGAUCUAGACAUUAACUUAGCUCUGAACUCCCUGGGCUGUAAGGUGGAGCUCUCCCAGCAGGAUCUAGACAUUAACUUAGCUCUGAACUCCCUGGGCUGUAAGGUGGAGCUCUCCCAGCAGGAUCUAGACAUUAACUUAGCUCUGAACACCCUGGGCUGUAAGGUGGAGCUCUCCCAGCAGGAUCAAGGCCGGGCCUGGCACCUGGGGAGGUGGUGCAGCGGAGGGGCUGACCGGGACCACCAGCAGGCCUGCAGGUACAUGGAGGUGACCACCAUGGGCUGCUACAACAUGGAGGAGAUCCAGCAGCCGCUCCCUUUGGGGCUCCCUCAGUCCCUGACUGGACUGCAGCAGCCGCUCCCUUUGGGGGUCCACCCACAGCACUUUGAGGAGCUGACACUGUUCCCUGAUGAGCAGCAGAGGCACCCCUGGGAGGAGCUGAAAGAGGAGGUGCAGGCAGUGCCUAUUACCCUGGACCAUAGUCUCAGCUUCUGUGAAGGCUUCUUCACUGAGAUGCAGCCAUGGGGGACAGCAGAGUAUUAUAUGUGACACCCUCACCCAGCACCAGCCCCAAUACUGAACAAGCAGUCCAGCAGGAGGCCAGAGGACCUAUAGAAUACUGUUUUGCUACAUUAGCAUCAUGGAUUCAUUCAGAAAAAUGUACGUUAAUUGAUUUUUUAUAUUUUAUGUGCAUUUUCUAUUUGCUUUUUGAUUGUUUGCAUCUAUGAAAUUAACAUGCUGUUUUUAACGUAGCAUUGAAUGUCUGUUAUAGAACUAAUAAAUCUAUCCUAAUUAA
Molecule: messenger RNA, 2321 nt
Organism: Oncorhynchus gorbuscha (pink salmon)
Lineage: Eukaryota; Metazoa; Chordata; Actinopteri; Salmoniformes; Salmonidae
Product: forkhead box protein J1-B-like
Exons: 3
Coding region: 407-2074 (555 amino acids)
Biological process (GO): regulation of DNA-templated transcription
Molecular function (GO): sequence-specific DNA binding; DNA-binding transcription factor activity
Source: RefSeq, a predicted model, not a curated record